AUGGAUGCCUGCAUCAACUGUCCACAAGAUCAGUAUUCCAACAAUCAAAAUCAAUGUAUUAACAAGGUCAUAAGCUUCCUGUCACAUAAAGAACCUUUAGGGAUCAUCUUGGCCCUGUUGGCUAUUUCUUCUUCACUAAUCACAGUUUUGGUAUUCACAAUCUUUUUGAAGCAUCAAGACACCCCCCUUGUCAAAGCCAACAACCAGAACCUCUCCUACAUUCUCCUUAUUUCCCUCCUUCUUUGCUUCCUCUGCUCCUUGCUCUUCAUUGGACAGCCUGUAAAAAUGACCUGCCUUCUCCGGCAAACCACUUUUGGCAUCGUCUUCUCUGUAGCCCUUUCCAGUGUGUUGGCCAAAACCAUCACUGUGGUUCUGGCCUUCAUGGCUACAAAACCAGGAUCUAGGAUGAGGAAAUGGGUGGGGAAAAGACUAGCAAAUUCAAUUGUCCUUUCUUGCUCAUUUAUUCAAGCAGGAAUUUGUACUCUUUGGCUUAGCACUUCCCCUCCAUUUGAAGAUAGAGACACAAGUUCACUAAAGGAGAAAAUCAUACUGGGAUGUAAUGAGGGCUCAGCUGCCAUGUUUUACCUUGUCCUGGGCUAUAUGGGCUUCCUGGCCACAGUCACCUUCACAAUGGCUUUUCUGGCCAGGAAGUUACCUGACAGCUUCAAUGAGGCCAAAUUUAUCACUUUCAGCAUGUUGGUCUUUUGUAGUGUGUGGGUGACCUUCGUUCCAACCUACCUGAGCACUAAGGGGAAAUCCAUGGUGGCCGUGGAGAUCUUCUCCAUCUUGGCCUCAAGUGCUGGUUUGCUGGGGUGCAUUUUUUUCCCCAAAUGCUACAUCAUUGUACUGAGGCCGGAGCUGAACAACAGAGAACAUUUAAUAAGGAUGAAAACUUGA
Messenger RNA from Eublepharis macularius, 897 nucleotides. Its product is annotated as vomeronasal type-2 receptor 26-like. Gene Ontology annotation, cellular component: membrane. Gene Ontology annotation, molecular function: G protein-coupled receptor activity. The record is from RefSeq and is a predicted model, not a curated record. Lineage: Eukaryota; Metazoa; Chordata; Lepidosauria; Squamata; Eublepharidae. The coding region runs from base 1 to 897 and encodes 298 amino acids. Gene Ontology annotation, biological process: G protein-coupled receptor signaling pathway. The transcript has a single exon.